CUGCAGGGAAAUCGACAUUUGUGAAUAUUCUCAAGCAAGCUGAUGAGGAAUGGGAAGUUGUUCCUGAGCCUGUAGCUAGGUGGUGCAAUGUUCAGCAAAGCUCUGAGGAGGAUUGCGAGGAGCUGACUGCAUCGCAGAAGGGCGGCAAAAAUGUGCUUCGGAUGAUGUACGAGAAACCGGAGAGGUGGUCUUUCACUUUCCAGACGUACGCGUGCCUCAGCAGGAUCCGGGCUCAGCUCAGAUCCCUUGAUGGCAAACUCAGCGAGGGGGAGAAUCCCGUGGUCUUCUUCGAGCGAUCUGUCUACAGUGACAGAUACAUCUUUGCAGCUAAUUUAUACGAGUCUGAUUGCAUGAAUGAAACUGAAUGGACUAUUUACCAAGACUGGCAUGACUGGAUGAAUAAGCAGUUUGGGCAAAGCCUAGCGCUGGAUGGGAUCAUUUAUCUCAGAGCCACUCCUGAGAAAUGCUUAAACAGGAUUUACUUGCGUGGAAGAGACGAAGAGCAAGAAAUUCCCAUUGAGUAUCUGGAGAAGCUUCAUUACAAACACGAAAGUUGGCUUCAGCAUAGGACACUGCGAACGGAUUUUGAAUACCUGCAGGAAAUACCUAUUUUAACGUUAGAUGUUAAUGAAGACUUCAAAGGCAAAAAGGACAGAUAUGAUCACAUGACUGAAAAGGUCAAAGAAUUUUUGAGCACGUUAUAAUCCUCUUUGAAGCACAGGCAGAGUCAAACUGUUCCAAACAUCUGUGCGAUCAAAGUCUGAAGUACAGCUUCUGCUUUUAUAGAAGGCCUCUGGAGAGGCAGGACUCGAUCCUGUUGAUGUAAUUGUGAGGAACAAACAAACUUUGUGAAUAGGGAAAUUAUUCAAUAAAUCAGUAGGUCUGUCAAGUAUUACAUUAAGUAACACACACAAAUUUGAAGAUACUAGAAUUCUGAGAGUUCCGGAACAUUGCGCCUGUUUCUAAUCAGACCAGUAAGUUGUUCUGGAGUAUCUUACUGUAUUCUGUUUAAUUUAUAUUGUGCCCAGUAGCUAUUGAAUUCUGAAGAAGGUAGUGGUAUUUUAGAUCUCUUCAGUGGUUUUUUUUA
Messenger RNA from Pelecanus crispus (Dalmatian pelican), 1087 nucleotides. The record is from RefSeq and is a predicted model, not a curated record. Lineage: Eukaryota; Metazoa; Chordata; Aves; Pelecaniformes; Pelecanidae.